Talaromyces proteolyticus is the source of this 1596-nucleotide messenger RNA. Its product is annotated as putative toxin biosynthesis protein. The transcript has 4 exons. The record is from RefSeq and is a predicted model, not a curated record. The coding region runs from base 110 to 1378 and encodes 422 amino acids. NCBI's taxonomy places the organism in Eukaryota, Fungi, Ascomycota, Eurotiomycetes, Eurotiales, Trichocomaceae.
UUGUAAGAAAAGGCCAACUCAGACAACUCCGCACAAUCCACGACAAGCAGUGGAUGGUGCAGCACCAGACGCUACGUUCUGGUGUAUGCCCUCGUAUUAAACACUAACCAUGGUCUUCCCUUUCACAAUCAUCGAGCGCACAAUCCCUGGACAGCAUAUCCGAGAAUACCCGCACAGCAUCAAUCUCAACAAGGCCCGCCAAGAAACUGCUCUCCAGCUCGCUAUCAAACAGUAUGUUCCCGCCGAUAGACCAGAGCCAAUUCCAGCAAAUGCUGUUACCAUUAUUGCGGCACAUGGAACUGGGUUUCCAAAAGAAUUAUACGAGCCACUCUGGGAAGAUCUGUACAAGCAGCUAAGAGCGCGUUCGGUUCCUCUACGUGCUAUAUGGAUGGCAGAUGUUUCUAAUCAAGGAGCCAGCGGCGUUUUGAAUGAAAAUAUCCAGGGCGACACGACAAACUGGUAUGACCAUUCACGUGAUUUAUUGCACAUGGUGAACCAUUUUCGUGAUGAAUUUCCUCGUCCCAUCAUUGGCGUCGCGCAUAGUAUGGGUUGCGCCCAGCUAGUGCAUCUGUCUAUUCUUCAUCCACGACUACUCUCAACACUUAUUCUUUUCGAGCCUGUAAUCUUAGAGGCAGCUUUUGGGGGCCCUAAUCCCUCGAGCUUUGCUGCCUCUCGAAAAGAUCUAUGGCCGUCACGCGAGAAGGCGCAAACUUCACUCCGUAAAUCUUUGCAGAAAUGGGAUCCUCGAGUCAUAGACCGCUUUCUAGAAUUUGGUCUCCGCCCGGUGCCUACACGACUCUAUAACCCAGAUACAGAUGCAAGUGUUGAUUCAUGUGCAGUUACACUAACUACAUCCAAGCACCAAGAGUCGUGGAGCUACUCUAUAGCGAAUUUAGAGGCGGAAUCAGCGGGCCUAGACCGAUAUUUGAUUCCAGACUGGGAUCCUGAUGUGGAGCGUCCGUACAUGUUUUCGCGACCUGAAUGCUGGUCAAGCAUGCGCAAUCUUCCCGUAAUUCGACCGAGUGUGCUGUGGGUAUUCGGGGAAAAGAGUUACCUAUCACCGUUAGAGGCGCAGGAGGCUAAAAUGAAGGUUACUGGAACGGGGGUUGGUGGUAGUGGUGGCGUCAAAGCGGGCAUGGUAGAGAAGACCGUUUUGAAGGGAGGUUCACACACGCUAGUAUUGGAAAAUGUUGAUUGGAGCGCAAAAGCUGCGGCAGACUGGGUUGAAAAGUGGUUUUCCCGUUGGUUGGCAGAUGAGAAGUUCUGGAAGGAAUAUCUAAGCCGGAGAUCAGAUGCCGAAAUGCUGAAGCCUUCCCAAGACAAUUUGGAUGUUUUUACAAUGGCCAUGGGCACGGAAAGAAUCAAAGAAAAGCUAUGAAUCGAUUCGGAGACUCGGAAAAUUACUGGGAAAACAAUUGAUCCAGAUAGCCAGUGUUCACCGCAGUUCCGAGUUCUGAAGCGCAUAUCUUUUGUCUUAGUAGCGGUCCACUUGAAUGAUCAAGCACAGCUCGCAAGGAAGUGAGGAACACAUCUUACGUAGUUGAUUGUUCUCGGUGCGAAUACUUCAUGUGAUCUCCAUUAAUGGAUUUAGCAGAC